AUGCAGUUGUGCCAUGUAAGGGAAUUUUGCACACCUACGAAACCAUAUAAGCCUACAGACAUAACAGAAGUUGACAUUGUGCGAAAGAGAGGGAUCGAUCUGCUCCAUGACCCUCUCUACAAUAAGGGCACUGCAUUUUCCGUUUCUGAGAGAGAGCGACUGGAAUUGAGAGGCCUUCUGCCAAAGAAGCUGCUGUCAAUGGAGAUACAGGUCCAGCGACUCAUGGAGGACUACGACUAUGGCAGGGAUUACAUCUCAGCAGACCACAUUACUGAUGGCGGGGUCACGAGGGAUCAUGUCAGGAAAUGGAAGGUGCUCCAGGAGUUGCAGGAUCGCAAUGAGACCCUCUUCUACAGGAUCUUGCUGGACAACUUUCCAGAGAUGGCUCCCAUAGUCUACACUCCUACAGUCGGAUGGGCCUGCCUGAACUAUCACAAGCUGUAUCGGAGGCCAAGAGGCAUGUACUUUGAUGCCACUGACAAGGGAGAGAUGGCAGCCAUGGUGUGGAACUGGCCAGCAAAUGAGGUGGACGCCAUAGUUAUCACAGAUGGCAGCCGCAUCCUGGGCCUUGGAGACUUGGGCCUCAAUGGCCUGGGCAUCUCAAUCGGCAAGCUGGACUUGUAUGUGGCGGCGGCUGGCUUCCACCCAUCCAAGGUGCUGCCAGUGGUUCUGGACGUUGGCACACAAAACAUGGCCCUACGCGAAGACCCCCUGUACAUCGGCUUGGACCAGGACAGGCUCAACGGCGACGAGUACUAUGAGAUCGUGGACGAGCUUGUGAAGGCCCUGUCAAGCCGGUACCCCAAUGCGGUGCUGCAAUUUGAGGACUUUAAUCUGGCCCACGCGCUGCCCCUGCUGGAACGCUACCGCGAGCACCACCUGUGCUUCAAUGAUGACGUGCAGGGUACUGCGGCGACUGCAGUGGCGGGGGUGUAUGGGGCGCUGGCGGUGCAGGGGAAGGACUUCAGCGAGCUCACAAAGCAGCGCAUCGUCCUGAUCGGUGCCGGCAGCGCGGGCAUGGGCGUUGCGCGCAUGCUGGCCCUCGGCAUGCUCAAGCAGGGGAUCUCAUACGAGGAGGCGCUGGGCAAUUUCUGGGUGUUGGAUGCGGACGGUCUCAUAACCAUCAAGCGCCCCACCGCCCUCAACCACACAGUCAAGUCCUUCGCCAGGAAGACCCAGGAAGAUGUGGAGGGUGAGAGCCUUGUGGAAACUGUUAGACGGGUGAAGCCGACGGUGCUGGUGGGCCUGGCGGGUGCGGGGAAGCUGUUCACAGAGGAGGUGCUGACGCUGAUGGGGCAGCACAACGAGCGCCCAAUCAUCAUGCCCAUGUCCAACCCCACCCACAAGAUGGAAUGCAACGCUGAAGAGGCCCAGAAGGCCACAGGGGGCCGAGCAAUUUUCGCCAGUGGCAGCCCCUGUGCUGAUGUGCAGUACGAGGGCCGCACCAUCAAAUCAUCCCAAGCAAACAACAUGGUGGUCUUUCCUGGUCUGGCGCUGGGCGCGCAUCUGGGAGCAACAGGGACGAUCACGGAUAAGAUGCUGAUGGCGGCGGCGGAAGCGCUGCCCAGCUGCAUACUGCAGGAGGACCUCGAACAGGACAUUGUCUACCCCAGACUCUGUGAUAUCAGGGAGGUGAGCCUGAAAGUGGCGAUGGCAGUAAUCAAGCAAGCUCAUGAGGAGGGUCACGUGGGCAGCGACAAAGCGCUGAAAGCCCUGGAGACCUCCGAUGAGGAGCUGGCAGCCUACAUCCAGGAGCACAUGUACGAACCUGUCUACAAGCCCCUUGUCAGCCUGCCUGUGGGAGUCCUGGAGUAGAAUAAGAGACGUCAAAGAAUAGCUUGUGAAGCCAGCUUCCCUUUGGACAUGGUGGUCCAAAUGACAGGCAUGAUUGAGUGGUCAAUUAUUUUGGUACUGGUCAGAAUAUAUGUCCCUCAUGUUGCAGUGUGUAGCGUUUGUGCGUUUGCAGGCAUUCCUUGCCUCGACCCAUGUGCACUGGUUAUCAUGACCGCGUCAUGGGCCCAGGCAUUUAGUGCGCUAGGCUUAGAGUGAUCCAAUGUUCAAAGUCUACCCAUCUAGGUCUAUAUAUCUGCCCCUGGCGGCUGCAGCUGAGCAUGUUGUUGUCGCAAAGCAGAGCUAUUAUGUUUAUUGAUUUCUGGCACAUGGUUUAUCAAUCGGCAAACAAUCGAAUCACGCAAUUGUGAUUGAUUACAGUGAGCUUUUUGGAAUCCUCACUGGCCAGAAACACAGCAAGAAAUCAAGAAUUUUUGGUUCUAUCAGGUUUUUUUACUGCUAGAUCGUGUUUUAACGGCCUCGCACCAUGCAAUGCGUAUUGCCGUUAGAUGCACAUAUGUCAAGAAUAUUUGGGCUAUCAGCAUUUCCUUGCUCAGUAAGGUUUUUAAUCUCUGAAGGAGAGCGCCAUCCCAUCCAUUUGUAAUUUUGGAUAUAUCUCCUC
Coccomyxa subellipsoidea C-169 is the source of this 2452-nucleotide messenger RNA. RefSeq names its product malic-domain-containing protein. The transcript is spliced from 16 exons. Gene Ontology annotation, biological process: malate metabolic process; pyruvate metabolic process. Gene Ontology annotation, cellular component: mitochondrion. Lineage: Eukaryota; Viridiplantae; Chlorophyta; Trebouxiophyceae; Coccomyxaceae. Gene Ontology annotation, molecular function: NAD binding; malate dehydrogenase (decarboxylating) (NAD+) activity. The record is from RefSeq and is a predicted model, not a curated record. Bases 1 to 1815 code for a protein of 604 amino acids.